AACUGCCCAUCCAUGAUCGUUCAACUCGAGAUCUCUCUUACGCCAUUUCGGUUUCCUCAUCCUGGGUACAAGUGGCCUGCCGUAACAAUGGCUCGUACAGCCUUUGUCGCGGGCUGCCUGAGCCUUGCAGUCUUGCUCCAAUCAAUACUUGCAACCGAUGUACAUGGGGCGGCCAUCUCGACAAAUUUCCCGGAUCCUUGUCUUGCCCUAGCAGACGACGGCACUUGGUAUGCCUUCAGCACGCAGACCGAGACGAUCAACAUCCAACUGGCUUCGUCCCCGGAUUUCAAGCAAUGGAAACUCCACGAUGGCUACGACGCUCUUCCCGUGCUACCCGCAUGGGCGCGUGAACACCCUCAUGCCGGGGUCUGGGCACCCGACGUGAAUCCACGGCCCGAUGGAAGUUGGGUCAUGUAUUUUGCCGCCCUGACAAAGUCGCAUCCCAGAAAGCAUUGUAUAGGAGUUGCGAUAUCACCCAACGUGACGGGUCCUUACACGCCCUUGGACACUACGCUUGUAUGCGACCUUCCUGGCGGCGGUAAUAUUGACCCGAACCUUUUUCGUGACCCCGUCAAUGGUCAAAACUAUCUCGUUUACAAGACUGAUGGGAAUACCCUCGGCCACGGCGGGGCUUGCGGGAACACCAAAGACCCUGUUGUGCCUACUCCUUUGCACCUGCAAUUGUUGAAGGCAACUGAUCUCGUCACACCGAUUGGCGACCCCAUAUAUCUCUUUUCCAACAUUGGCGACCUCAAACAAGAUGGGCCAAACGUCGAACGACCAUCCUUGGUCUUCCAAGAGUCAACCUACUACCUACUUUACAAUGCGCAAUGCUAUGCAGAACUCAAUUACCGCGUUGAUUUCGUGAGCUGUGCCGUCGGCAUCGAUACCCACACUGGCAUUCUCGGAUGUGAUUGGAAAGCCCUUAAGAAGGAGCAACAGACCUGGGGCAAUCGUACGUUGCUCAAGACUGGCGACAGUGUCUCUGGCUUCACGCUGCAUGCUCCAGGCAGCAUGGAUGUCAGCCCGGAUCAGCACAAGAUUGUGUUUCAUGGUGACAUCAAUCUCGAAUGGUUCAAACCAGAUCAUCCCCGCAACAUACACCGUGAACGUGCCAUGUAUGCGGGUGAGAUUGAUUUUGUCGACUCGAGUCUUCGCGUUGUCGAGCUCUUCUGAAAGCUCGUGUUGGCCUUGCAGGGAUGUCGCCAAUUCGAACAUGCCAGGCACGCAUACUUGAGGUCACUUGCAAGAGAACAUUCAAUCCUCAAGCGCCGAUGCGGGUCAGCCUGAUCCCGCAAUGUACUCUUGCUCGCUGUUGAGAAGCCAGGAACUGCAAACUCUUACCUGGCCAGCUCUCCACAUACUAUGUAAUGUGUGCCGGCCUCCCAACCUAGGUUAAGUGAGAAUGCAGGAAGCCCAAUGUGGAGAGAAUAACGUCGUUGGCCAAGCGCGCCCUUCUCGUCUGCAACACACGUUGACAAUUCCACUCCCAUCCCAUAGGAAACGUGGUUUUGCCGCGUCAGGACUUACGUUGCCGAAUUCCACCAGAAACGUGUAUGGGUUGAGGUGGCUCCGAGUAGCAUCAAGAGGAGGCUUGCGUCUGCAAGGAACAAACCAGACGAUGUUGGCUCGCUACUUUCAGCGGACUUCGUAUCAACAAGGGCGUUCCGUACUCAAGGGAACGUCAGACUGAGUCGGAUGCAGAAACAUCGCCUUGGUGUGACUGGGCACCUUCUCCUGCUUCUUGCAGUUCCCAUGGCGCAAUGCUUCUGAGCAGCUCCAUCUAGGACGCCAUUGCUGCAGCUCCUCGUGGCGGUCAGCAAUAGUUGCCGCUGCCAGUGAGGCUGACAGUGAUCACUUGACUACUGCUGAGCUCGGACCUCGACCGGCGAAUAAAUAGUCGAACCCCAGCCUCGCUCCAUGAUCUUCAAUAUUGUUGGUCCCAGCUCUGCAAUACUAAUUCUAAUAUCUCCGCUGGAACUUGGAAGAAUACAUGGAACAAACCAGUUUUCCACCUGAGGUCAUUUAUCGGAUCAAACUGGCCGUAGUGGCUGGGCUCAUACAGAUUUCGCAGCCGCUAUCACAGCAUUCCAUUGCACGUCACAGAUACAGGCCACGACAAUGGUCAGUUGAUCUCCUAAUGCACUUGCCGGUCCGUCGAGCUUGCUGCAGCUCUAGUCCAAACCUCGUAAACUACUCCGUAGAACGGUGAGAAAAUCAACAUACAUAGUUGAGAAGCCUCGUUCUGCUAAGAAGCACCUGGCUGGGCAUGCGGUCCCUUGCUCGCAGGGUCGAGAAUCAUUGGCUCAAAUGCACAUUCACAUGUUCAAUGCAGGUCUCUUCUGAGAUAAGAACGUCACUUGAUCCUAUUCGAUGGAAAUGUCAAGAUCUUAGCUCGGAUAGCACCUCGUGGUGGAGGGAAAACUUGCAGCAAGGCAGGCUAGCCUUCUGCAGCCAAAUCAACCUCACUUAAGCACUCCUGGGUCUCCUGCAGCCUGCAGCCACCUAAACCUGCAGACAAGACGGUUCUCCAGUUUCAGGCCAACGCCAGCUAUGCAACCUGCACAGUUAAGGAGAGCGUGGGAUACGUGAAGCAGAAUAACAACUGUCUCGAUGUUCUGAUAGCACGAAUCAAUGCAAGGCCGUUUAAGAGGCUAACGAAGUAGCUGUUCCAGAGGCACAAAGGUUAGUGUCACUGUUUCUUUCCUUCCAAUCCACCUUGAUCUGGCUGCAAACAAGCUUCUACUCGCGUUCCUUCCCGUCCUUGACCCAGCAACAUGUCAUGCAACCGUUGACCACUUGGUCUUGACUUUGGCAGCUGCGUCCCCCAAGGCAGUGUGGCAUACCGGUACUUGAUACCUGAGAUGACUGCUGAGGUGGUAUUC
Molecule: messenger RNA, 2885 nt
Organism: Exophiala xenobiotica
Lineage: Eukaryota; Fungi; Ascomycota; Eurotiomycetes; Chaetothyriales; Herpotrichiellaceae
Exons: 1
Coding region: 13-1176 (387 amino acids)
Biological process (GO): carbohydrate metabolic process
Molecular function (GO): hydrolase activity, hydrolyzing O-glycosyl compounds
Source: RefSeq, a predicted model, not a curated record